Molecule: messenger RNA, 1208 nt
Organism: Struthio camelus australis
Lineage: Eukaryota; Metazoa; Chordata; Aves; Struthioniformes; Struthionidae
Source: RefSeq, a predicted model, not a curated record
AAAAAAACCCACCUCAGUUCACUGGGAGGGGUUUUCGGAGCAAACCAAAGCGGGUAGAAACAGUCCUAAAGCUUUCUCCUAUAAUCGUGAGCUGUAACUGCUGAGAUUGUCUCGGCACCGUAUUGAGCUCGUUUGUUUGUUGUAGCACUAUGUCUAACAUAAAGACAGAAGAUGAAAUAGCUCUCUUUGAAAGAGAAAUAAAAGAGUUUUGGACCAAAUUCAAAAGCAUUUACGGCAGUGAACAGAUCAAUCAGACUUUAGCACUGAGAGAUUCAUGCAAGGACUCUAUAAAAGCACUUUCAGAAAAAUGGUCUAAGAAAUUAAAAGAAGAGGACCUGAUGAUUGAUAAGAUUCAGGAGUAUAGUGAUGAGAUUCUCCAGCAGAGCAAACGCAUAUCAGAAAAUCAGGAACAUUUGACAAAAAUAAAGUCUAACCUAAAUCAUGAAGAAGAGCAAAAGAAGGACUUGACUGGCAGCAUCCAAGAGCUUAAAGAAGAGCUGAUGAAGAAAAAGGAAAUAAUAUCUUCUAAAAACAAGGCCACUAAAGAGAGAGUGGAACGACUAUGCAAGUCUAAAGCAUUGUUUGAAGAGCGACUUGGACUGGAAAUACGCAGAAUUCAUAAUGAACAGUUGCAGUUUAUAUUCAGGCAUAUUGACCACAAAGAUCCGGAGAAGCCAUACGUAUUCACUCUUUCUAUAAAUGAACAGGGAGAUUAUGAAGUGACUUCCUGUUCUCCUCCCCUGGACUGUAUAGCAGAGUUCCAGCUAAAAGUGAGAGAAACUAACAAUUUUUCUGCAUUUGUUGCCAACAUCAGAAAAGCUUUCACUGCUUUAUCUUAUAAAUAAUCUGUAUAAGAAUACUUAUACCUCUCUUCCUAGCUGUAGAGCACUUCUUUCUCUGUCCUGUAUUCUGAAAGUAUCUUUUUUUUAUCCAUGUCUUACUCUAAUUUCUAAAUAAAGAAAAAUAACCAAAAUAGUAUUUUAGUCCAUUAUUGAUUAGAGGUAUUUGGAUUAUUCUUUGAACAAUACUAUAAUCAAAUACUUCCUUAUCUGAACAUCUCCAGACAUGUACAUUUGGAUUCAGUAGGAAGCAGCUAAAUUUGCCCUCAAGGCUUUCACUUGUAGAGGUUUCAGAGCCUUCCAUUUCAGAGGUUUGCAAAAGACUGAUGUAGUAUUUCUAUUCAGAGACAGUAUUCGCGUUCAGAGACA